GUAUUCCGGCAAAGUCGUGCUCGCCUGCUCGGUUCCAACUCCCAACCGCAUAACCGAACCUUUGUACAAAACUUGCCGCCGUUUCCCUUCGAGUCUCAGCUGCCAUGGACGAAAAUGUAUCGUAUCCCUUCAUUGACACCUCUUCAUUCGAUCUAAUCGUCGUCGGAACGGGAUUACCGGAAUCAGUGAUAGCAUCCGCCGCCUCUGCCGCCGGAAAAUCCGUUCUCCACCUCGACGCCAACCCUUUCUACGGCAGUCAUUUCUCGUCUCUUCCACUCGAUAGCUUCACCUCUUUUCUCCAGUCUCAGCAGAAUAUUCCCCAGAAGGAAUACUCUUCAUCAAUAGAAAAUUACAGCCAGAGCGAUUGCGUGGUCGUAGGCCUUGAGUCCCGUUGUCUGUACUCCAACUUUGAGAUCUCCUCUCACGUAUCCCCGGAAUCUCUAGAACCUUCAAGGAAAUUCAGCUUGGAUAUCUCAGGGCCUAGGGUUUUGUUCUGUGCUGAUCCUGCCGUGGAUCUGUUGCUGAAAUCCGGUGCAAGUCACCACAUUGAAUUUAAGAGUAUCGACGCAAGCUUCAUUUACACUGGUGACGGAAGACUUUUGGCAGUGCCGGAUUCUCGAGCAGCAAUUUUCAAGGAUCGGAGUCUUGGAUUGACCGAGAAGAACCAACUGAUGAGAUUCUUCAAGCUCGUUCAAGAGCAUUUCGAAUCAGUUGCUGCUGAUGGUGAUCGGAAAGAAGAAAAGAGGAGGAUUUCAGAGGAAGAUUUGGAGAGUCCGUUUAUUGAGUUUUUGAAUAAGCAGCGUUUGCCGCCAAAGAUAAAAUCUAUUAUUCUAUAUGCAAUAGUCAUGGCAGAUUGUGAUCAAGACCACCCAGAGAUAUCAGAGAAUCUAGUCAAGACAAAAGAUGGAAUAGAGAAAUUAGCCCUCUACCACUCUUCAGUUGGCAGGCUUGCAAAUGCAUCAGGGGCAUUUAUUUAUCCUAUUUAUGGCCAAGGAGAACUACCACAAGCUUUUUGCCGUUGUGCUGCUGUUAAGGGUGCUCUCUACGUCUUGCGUAUGCCAGUGACAGCUCUGCUUCUUGACAAGGAAAGUAGCCAUUACAAAGGUGUUCGGCUGGCAUCCGGUCAGGAAAUGUUCUUCCAUCAUCUGGUUGUGGAUCCAUCAUAUGUAGUCCCAUCAUCAUCAAUCUUGUCACUUACUGUAGAUUUGCAGCAAAAAAGUGCUCACGGUUCUAGUCUGGCAGUAGUCAAAGGAAAAGUGGCUAGGGCAAUAUGUGUUACGAGGGGUUCUGUCAAGCCAGAUUUAUCAAAUCUGUUGUUGGUAUUUCCUCCUAGAUCUUUGAACUCCAAGCAAGUAAAAUCAAUUCGAGCUCUUCAGUUAGGCAGCAAUUUAGCUGUUUGUCCUUCAGGCCUGUUUCUUUUAUAUCUUUCGACUGUCUGUGAUGAUGCUAUUCAAGGGAAGGAGUCACUACAUGCAGCCAUGGAUGCACUUUUUACACCUGUUUCUGAAGACAAUGAUAGCACAUCAGUAGUAAGUAAGGAUAUGGAAGGACAGACCAAGCCCUCUUUACUGUGGAGUGCCAUGUAUAUUCAGGAGAUGGCAAUGGGUUCAUCAGACACUAUCAGCUUCUGCUGCAUGCCAGAUGGGAAUUUAGACUACUGUGAUCUCUUAAAAUCAACUGUUGAGUUGUUCCGUGAGAUGUAUCCCAUGGAAGAAUUAUUUCCACAAACCACGGCUGAGAAAAUUGAGGAUGAUGGCGACUCGCUGGACUAGAACCAUCUACUGGAUCAUUUUUAUUGAGUUUCCAGGGAUUAUAAUGACAACUGCAAGCCUGAAUCAACGUCUUCACAGGUGGAACCUUCCAUGAAACAGUUCAAUAGCCCUAAGAUACUUAGAUUUUAUGCAAAAAUGGCUAAUGUGCAUAUUCAUGUACACAUCGAGGGCUUUGCACAAAGGUGUUUACUUAGAAAUUUUUGUAUUGUGAGUUUGUUCCAUGUGUGCUCUGUUAGUAUGUGUUUUACAUUUUUGUUGGAGCUUGAGCAAAUAGAUAUAAAGGGUACUGUCUGGGCCUACAAAUUUGCUCUGGCAAGUAAACAGAAUCCACCCCACGGUCGUUCAUUUUUUGUUCUUGUUUUGUAUGUAUUAGUGGGGCCGAGGGCAAUCGUGCACCAAGCGCUGCAGCUGGGGGGCCUGGGGGAUCAAAUCAAAUGAUUCGCACCGCCUGUUGUUUGCUUUUGCCAUUUUUCAACUGCUGGACUAAAUACUACAUGAAUGGAUUCGAACUCCGUAUACACAAGCAGGUGAUUGACGUCAUUAGUUUGAAGGCCGGAAGAAAUUCACCCCGAUUACCAUUGAACCAUGUGUUGAGCCUUGAGGUUGAGGUUACACAGGCAGAUUAAUCCUUAACAAUCACCAACAGCACAUUUUAAGAUAAGCUAACCAGAGCGAGCUAUCAUCAUUGUGAUUUAAUAUCAAUAUCGGGAACUAAGAGAAAACGCAGGGUAUUUCUCUUUGCAUGGUUGUUGCGCUUGCUUGUUUCAGUCCCAUUGACUUCAUUACAGAAGUGCUUGCUGUUGCAUCACUUCAGUGGCAAUAGCAUUUGCUCAUGUUUCUUCA
This is a messenger RNA of Nelumbo nucifera (sacred lotus), 2615 nucleotides long. RefSeq names its product Rab escort protein (gene REP). NCBI's taxonomy places the organism in Eukaryota, Viridiplantae, Streptophyta, Magnoliopsida, Proteales, Nelumbonaceae. Gene Ontology annotation, molecular function: GDP-dissociation inhibitor activity. Gene Ontology annotation, cellular component: cytoplasm; nucleus; Rab-protein geranylgeranyltransferase complex. The record is from RefSeq and is a predicted model, not a curated record. Gene Ontology annotation, biological process: intracellular protein transport; vesicle-mediated transport; protein geranylgeranylation.